AAUUAUCCACUCAAAUGUCAAUUAUCCAUCGAAUGGGCACCAUGUCCAUAACCGCAACUACCAGAAUUGGAUUUGGAGUCCGUCUUCAAACUUCCAAUCUCACUUUCUUCUCAACUUCACUUCCCUCAAUCCCUAAUCUUGCUCUCCUCAAGUGGAAGCGUUCAUCACCUCCAAUGUCCGCCAAUUUUCUUCAAGUCAACGCUUCCUCUGCCAUUGAUGCUCCGAGUGAAGAAUUAGAGGCUUCGUCUGGGGUAAACAUUGGAGCGAACGACCUGCUGAUUGUUGGACCUGGUGUUCUUGGCCGUUUAGUUGCUGAAAAAUGGAGAGAGGAAAACCCAGGCUGUCAGAUAUAUGGGCAGACAAUGACCACCCAUCACCAUGAUGAACUGAUUAAAAUGGGAAUUAAUCCAUCUUCCAAAGAAACCAAGCUGACUUACAAGUUCCCUUAUGUUAUAUUCUGUGCUCCUCCAUCCCAGACUGAAGACUACGCUGGUGACAUAAGGGAGGCUGCAUUAAGCUGGAAUGGCGAAGGUUCUUUCCUAUUUACUUCAAGCUCUGCACCAUAUGACUGCUUUGACAACGGAGCAAUAAAUGAGGAUGGUCCCAUAGUUCCAAUAGGGAGGAGUCCUAGAACUGAUGUACUUCUCAAGGCAGAGAAAGUAGCGCUGGACUUUGAUGGUUGUGUAGUUAGAUUGGCUGGCCUUUAUAAAGCAGAUAGAGGCGCACAUAUAUACUGGUUACAUAAAGGAAUCUGUGAUAUUCGUCCUGACCACAUCCUCAAUCUUAUUCAUUAUGAGGAUGCCGCUUCAUUGUCAGUUACCAUCUUAAAGAAGAGACUUCGUGGUCGGAUCUUUUUGGGCUGUGACAACCACCCUUUAUCCAGGCAGGAAGUGAUGGAUUUGGUCGAUAAAAGUGGAAAGUUUGAUAUGAAGUUUGAGGGUUUCAUAGGAACUAAUGAUCCUUUAGGAAAGAAGUUAAACAACUCAAAAACUCGUGCUGAACUAGGAUGGGAGCCCAAAUAUCCAAGCUUUGCUCAAUUCCUUGGAGUAUCAGAAUAAUUGCUGCCACGGCUAUCACCCCUUCUAAAUGACUGGAGUAACGCAGACUGCCAUUUUCACAUUCUUUCUUGAUGCAGCAUCUGUUCCCAUGCUUUCAUAUUCAUACUGAAACUAUAGGAUCAUUGUUUGGUGUAUUUAACUACAAUCUGUGAGUAGUAUUCUUGUUAGCACAUUAUGGAAUUGGAAUCUGUAUACAGCCUUUACUGCAAUUUAUUGCUUGGACUUGAGAACAAUGUCCUUGUUAAUCA
Messenger RNA from Nicotiana tabacum (common tobacco), 1306 nucleotides. Lineage: Eukaryota; Viridiplantae; Streptophyta; Magnoliopsida; Solanales; Solanaceae. The record is from RefSeq and is a predicted model, not a curated record.